Messenger RNA from Papilio polytes (common Mormon), 591 nucleotides. RefSeq lists its product as uncharacterized. NCBI's taxonomy places the organism in Eukaryota, Metazoa, Arthropoda, Insecta, Lepidoptera, Papilionidae. Bases 182 to 499 code for a protein of 105 amino acids. The record is from RefSeq and is a predicted model, not a curated record. The transcript has 3 exons.
ACUGAAAUAAAUGUAAGGAAAACGUCAAAAUUUUAUUGCAAAAUUAUGUGAAUAGAAUUAAAAAAGAUAAUUGAUUUGAACAAACCUUUCUAAAGGGUGCAAAUUCGGUGUGACAGUAUGCUUGAGGCCGUGUAAGGUUGUCUCUUUGCUGAAUCUGGCGUAGACCGCGUAGGCCGGCGCUAUGGACGACCUCAUCGACUCGAUAUACGAGUUCGUCAAAGUUCGCCAGCUCAAUAUUGUGAUUGUGGCACUUCUAAGUAUUGUGUACAUGAUGUACCAGUACAGGAGAUUCUUCUUCAAAGGUUAUUACGAUAGCUUUGAUGACGAUGAAUAUGGGGACUACAGACCACGGCUGUCAAGAUCUCGUUCCAGAUCUUACUCAAGAUCAAGGUCCAGACCUAGAUCGACGAGUAGUUACAGAAACUAUAAAUUGGACGACAAUAAAAAUACACGACGCGGCAGGAAAUCUCAAAGACGCGGUCAUGCUUAUAAUGAUUGAAUCGUUUUGUUUUUUUUUUUUUUAAAUUAAUAGUCUACAUUUAUAGUCUACGAAUAAUGUUUUGACAAUAAAUAAAAUCGAUUUCCUACAAA